Mugil cephalus (flathead mullet) is the source of this 3676-nucleotide messenger RNA. RefSeq lists its product as uncharacterized. Bases 559 to 2952 code for a protein of 797 amino acids. The record is from RefSeq and is a predicted model, not a curated record. Gene Ontology annotation, molecular function: chemorepellent activity; semaphorin receptor binding. Gene Ontology annotation, biological process: positive regulation of cell migration; axon guidance; negative chemotaxis. Lineage: Eukaryota; Metazoa; Chordata; Actinopteri; Mugiliformes; Mugilidae. The transcript is spliced from 14 exons.
AUAGGCUCCCUGCUGGAUUCAGAUGUGGACUGAGCGUUACAGGUGGAGCAGGGGAAAGAAAGCUCCGAGCCGGAUCCGAGCGAGGAUUUAAAAAAAAAAAAAAAAAACACGCACACACAUCCAGGCCGAACGCUUUUUCGUGUCGACCGGUUCUCCGGUCUCCGGUCUCCCGACGUGGGCGACUGUGAAAAUGAUCUCCUUCAGCAUCCCUCACCACUAGCCGCCAGGAUGGCUCCUGCUCCUCCUUCCAGAGAGGACACCGGCAGCUCAUUAGCACUGCGCUGGAGGCUAACGCCGACAUAGAUAUCCAACUAUUUCAAACUUAGCCGAAGCAGGCUGAGCAUCCCUCCACGGUCCUGGUCGAACAUCCAGAUGAGACGUCUGCAGAGGGUGUUUCUAAAGAAAUAAGACUCGGGUUGGCCAACAGACUGACAUCACCACGGUGUUACAACAUCUGGACUAAAAACUUGGAACAUGUUCUGUCUGUGAUCGGGUACUUUGGUGGCAGAGCUGGACUGUACAGCUCUCCCAAACCGAGACGAACCUGGACUCUGAGCCAUGUCUCUUCUCCCAGCGCUGAGCGUCGUCUGUGCAUUGGUGCUCCAUGUUUGCUUCGGUGCAGUCGAUGCUCACUACUCUGUCCCACGAAAGACCGUCCCCUACCACCACGAACUGAAGCUGUUCAGAGAAGAGGGGAUCUUCAAUUACUCCACCAUGCUGGUGAGAGAUGACCUGGGCGUGCUGCUGCUCGGGGCCAGAGAGGCCAUCUAUGCCCUGGAUAUCAACAAUAUAUCAGUCAGAAAGGCUGAGGUGUACUGGCGAGUGACAGAGGAGAAACAGAGGGAGUGCACAUACAAGGGAAAACAAGCCGAGGUGGAAUGCCGAAACUACAUUCGAACCCUGCACAGGGUGAACGACACCACUAUGUAUGUGUGCGGCACGAACGCUUUCAGCCCCACCUGUGAUUAUAUGACCUUUGCUAAUGGACAGCUGAGGCUGGAGGGAAAACAGGAGGAGGGAAAGGGGAAGUGUCCUUUUGAUCCCUUUCAGAGAUACUCCUCCCUCAUGGUUGGAAAUGACCUUUAUUCUGCUACAUCCAUCAACUUCUUGGGCUCUGAGCCUGUGGUCCUUCGCAGCUCAAACUUGGCCCUUCGCACUGAGUUUAAGAGCUCCUGGCUCAGUGAGCCAAACUUUGUCUACAUGGACUUUGUGGAUGAGAGCUUUGAAAGCCCUGAAGGCGACGAUGACAAGGUGUACUUGUUCUUCAGCGAAAACGCCAUGGAGUACGACUUCUACAGCAAAGUAGCAGUGUCACGAGUGGCCCGCGUCUGCAAGGGAGAUAUGGGCGGACAGCGAACGCUGCAGAGGAAAUGGACGUCGUUCCUGAAGGCUCGUCUGGAUUGUUCCCUCCCUGAACCCAGCCUGCCCCCCAUUGUCCAGGAUGUCUUCCUGCUGAAGCACAAGGACUGGAGGAAGAGUGUCUUCUACGCCGUCUUCACCCCGCAGUCGAGCUUGUCCCAGGCGUCUGCGGUGUGUUCAUACAGCGUGUCUGCUAUCCGGGACAUUUUCAACGAGGGAAAGUUUAAGACACCUGUUGCUGUGGAAACGUCCCACGUGAAGUGGGUGAUGUACACCGGAGAGGUCCCAGUCCCCAGACCGGGAGCGUGCAUCAAUAACGUGGCACAUAAACUGGGGAUGAAUCGCUCUCUGGACCUUCCAGACAAAACCCUACAGUUCAUCAGAGACCGUCCACUAAUGGAUGAGGCCGUUCGUCCUCUGACGGGAGGACCCCUGCUGGUCAAGAGGGGAGCUUUGCUGACCCGGAUUGUGGUGGACAGUGUGUUGGCUCUGGACGGAAACAGAUACGACGUCAUGUUCAUUGGCACAGAAAAUGGUUACAUUCAGAAGGCCGUCAACUACGCUGGAGAGAUGUUCAUCAUUGAGGAGAUUCAGCUGUUUGAAAACCCUGAGUCUAUCAGCAUCCUUCGCCUCUCAUCCAGCAAGGGCCUGCUGUACGCUGGUUCAGAGUUUGGUGCAGUCCAGAUGCCAGUCAGCAACUGCAGCCGCUACGAGUCCUGCGUGGACUGCGUUCUGGCCAGGGAUCCCUACUGUGCCUGGGACUCCUCCACUGAGCAGUGCUCAUCUGCUCCCUCAGACAAUGCAGUACAGAGUCUAGAGGGGGACGUAAUCCGGUGUCCUCUUCCAGAUCCAGUAUCAGCUGUCGACUUUACCCUCGUUCCAGGGAACAACAUCCAGCUGCCUUGCCAACUUCCGUCCAACUUGGCUCGGGUCCACUGGCGAUUCUCCCACCAAACACUUCACUCCAACAACAAAUACUACAUCUACAGCGGAGGCCUCCUCCUCUUCAAUGCUUCUGAAUCAGACUCCGGCAUGUAUGCCUGUGACUCAAUAGAGCAGAUAAACAGCAGAACAUACAACCAGACAGUGGUGAUUUAUAAUUUAAAGCUCACCCCUGGCCCAGCAGAUGAGGACAACUCCAGUCCUGACAAAGAGGGGGAAAACUCCGCUAAUCACCGUCCUAAUACAGCUGCACCAGAGCCGGUGUCAGACAACCCGUUGGCCCCGGAGAAUCGAAGCAGCACUAGCAGACUAAUGACUCUACAGGUGACUGUGGCUCUGCUGUCACUGGUUUGUUUCUCCCUGACGGGGGUUAUUUGUUGGAUGUGCAUUCAUGGACAAUGGAAAUGCUCCAAGUUUGCAAAGAGCUCGAGCCAAAUCGAGGAGCAAAGGCAGUCGGUAGAAUACAUGCACAUCCCCAACAGAACUUCAGAUAUAAAGCUCCUGGGGGCCGAAUCUGAGAGACCUUGCAGUGCCAAUAAUAAUCACUCUGGUGUUGACUUCAAAAGGAACGGGGGGCACCACUUCACACCUAUGGCCAACAUUUCAAGUCUGGACGGUCUGGGAUACAUAAAUGAUGAGUCAGAGAUUUGAUUCUGCUGAAGUGUGCGCUUCAGUCCGAGGCCAGGCGCACUAAUUACCUUCCUACAGGUGUACGUCUACGGAGAGCUCGCUCUUAAAAACUCCUUUCACAUUAUAAAUUCUUUUGAUUUGUGGUCUGAUUCUUCUUGCCAAUUUCCUACGCUGUCUCUCAUUUCCAUGUUCUCACCGGGCAGCUGACGUUCUCGAAAAAGACUUUUAACUGGUGGGAGAAAUCACUCCAGGAACCUGUGAAAACAGACAUGUUUCUGUCUCAGAUUGACACGCAGUGAAUACAGUUGUAAUGGUGUAAUGUAUAGUGUACAGCAAAGACCUUUUUGACCCUUAUUUAUUUGUUGUGAAUUAAGUUUUUAUCAGCUGUAAAUAGUGUCAACUACACUGAACAAGUAGCAUUCAUCCGUCAGAGCACAGCAGCGGACAGUAGGUGAUACACGAUCAUUGUGGUACCAACUCCAAUAAAUGUAAUAUCUUCAUUUAGUGUGAACUAGUGUUAACCAGGACGUUGUUCGGGUACGUGGAUAUAUUUCAGAUUCCAAGCACAUACUGUAGUCUUGGUAUGAUGAACACAGAAAUGUCAGGGCAGUGGGGAAGUGUGGGCGUACGUUUUCUGUCAGUGAAUCAACUCAGAAGAGUUCUGGUGUCAAACUUUAGAAAUCGCUGCCUUGUUCUUAAUAAAACAAAAUGUCGCUGACGUGCACCGAGCUGUCAGUGAUGAUUA